This is a messenger RNA of Phaedon cochleariae (mustard beetle), 1258 nucleotides long. NCBI's taxonomy places the organism in Eukaryota, Metazoa, Arthropoda, Insecta, Coleoptera, Chrysomelidae. The record is from the annotation of a GenBank genome assembly.
GUUGAAACAAUGGUCGCAUACAGUUGGUUAUUUGUUCCAUUGAUAUUUUCAUUCAGUACCAUAUUACUUAUAGGAGGAAUCGAAAAUUCUGAAAUAUAUAUCGAAUUGGUGGAGAGUAGAGGAUAUCCCAUCGAAACACACGAAGUAGAAACCGAAGAUGGAUACCUCCUGAACGUAUACCGAAUCCCAUACGGCAAAAAUUCGGUUGGCAAUGGGACCCCAAACCGAUAUCCAGUUUUGAUGCAGCAUGGGCUGUUCGGAUGUGGAGAGAAUUUCAUCUGGCUGAAUCAGUCGAUUGGGUAUAUGUUAGCCGACCAUGGUUAUGACGUAUGGGUAAUGAACGUACGCGGGUCUUGGCAUUCGGUCAAGCACAAAACUCUGGAUCCCGACAAAGAUGAUGCCUACUGGAGAUUCACUUGGCAUGAAAUGGGGAUCUAUGACAUACCCGCUACUAUAGAUUAUAUUCUGAAAAACACAGGUGCCCAAAAUAUAUCCUUCAUCGGACAUUCGCAAGGAACAACCACUAUAUUCGUCAUGGGCGCUGUUAGACCAGAAUAUAACGAAAAAAUAAAUGGAUUGGUCGCUAUGGGCCCCAUGUCUGUCAUACUCAAUCCCGAAGAAAUAUUCAUUAGGCUAGUAGCACCACAUUACAAACUGUUCAAGGCUAUUGGAAAAGUCCUAGAUAUCCAGAAGUUUCCGCCAUUCCUUAGCAAUCGGCAAAUGCAUGCCAUGAAUCGAUUCCUCUGCGGGUUAAAGUUCAGCCCUAGAUGGCUUUGUACAUUUUUGGUAUCCAUAUUGGUUGGACCAAACGAUGACCAAUUUGAUCCGCGAAUUUUCCCGAUAACAGCACCUUUAACACCUUCAUCGAGUUCCUUCCAUCAGCUGAUACAUUAUGGACAAAACAUGAUGGAUAAAAAAUUCACAACAUUUGACUGGGGAAACGCCAAGGAGAAUCUACGACGAUAUGGUUCAGAAAAACCCGUUGAAUAUAAUGUGACGAAUAUCAGUUUCAAAGUUGCUUUAUAUGUAGCACCAAAUGAUGUAUUCGUAUCUAAUCAGACUGUGCAGUUUCUAGAGGACACUCUACCCAACAUUUCGGAAGUAUACAGAGUACCCUACGAGACAUGGACCCAUGUGGAUUUUCUUUGGGGUAGAGAUCUCAAUAUUUACGUUCAUCACAAUCUGUUGAGAACACUAAACGGAUUCAUUCGGCAAUAAGACAUCCGAUGUAUUUUUUUGACAAAUAUAUGCAUUCCAC